Pestalotiopsis fici W106-1 is the source of this 1200-nucleotide messenger RNA. RefSeq lists its product as uncharacterized. Gene Ontology annotation, molecular function: arylesterase activity. Lineage: Eukaryota; Fungi; Ascomycota; Sordariomycetes; Amphisphaeriales; Sporocadaceae. The transcript has 3 exons. Bases 1 to 1200 code for a protein of 399 amino acids. The record is from RefSeq and is a predicted model, not a curated record.
AUGGCUCCCUAUAGAACGGCAUUAACAAUUGUCGUCUUGGCAUUGUUGGCGCCGUUUCUCUAUGACCGAUCGCAAGUCCUGGUAGGAUUCUACAAGAACAAUCCCAUCAGGCUAUCCAAAGUGAAUGCUUUGGGACAGCAAGACAUCAAAUUUGCCGACAAGAUCAGGAGCUGUGAGGAUGCAAUCAUCAUUGAAAGUGCUGGCGUCGCUAUCCUACCGUGCGAUGCUGGUAGAGAGAGAUGGAACACGGUCAUGGGGUUCUUUGUACCUGGCCCGGUUCCUAGAGGAGAGCUCUAUCUGUAUGACUACAAAAAUGCUGCAGCUCCAGACUCCGAGUCUCUGAAGCGCCUUGAAGUCAUCGACUAUGCCCCGGGUGAUGAUUAUCAUUCACUUGGCGUGGCUUUUGACGAGCCCACUUCCACGCUUUUUGUGGCCAACCACCGUCACGAUGGCCCGAGGGUUGAUCUGUUCAAGCUCGAUUUAGCUGCGUUGAAGGCAACACACAUUCGCUCGGUUGCGCAUCCGCUAAUCCACGGACCCAACGCCAUUACCCUCCGCAACAGCAACGAAUUCUUCGUGACCAACGACCACCACUUCACUUGGGCCCAGAGCCGUUUCUUGACGCAGGCGGAGACAUACCUAGCUCUGCCUUUGGGCACAGUCGUGCAUGUGGACAUUUCUGACCCCGAUACCACCAAAGCGACUGUCGUGGCGCGGGUGCCUUUCGCCAACGGCAUCGAAUUGGUGAAUAAGACAACCGUGGCGGUUGCCUCUAGCAGCAAGGCUCAGGUAAACCUUUACAGCAUUGUCGAUGGCGAACAAUCCGGGUCCGCUCCGGCCCUCACUUACAGCUCGGCAAUCAAGCUGCCAUACCACGUUGACAAUCUAUCUCUGACUUCGGACGGGCGGCUGCUGAUGGCAGGUCACCCCCACCUACCAAGUCUCACCAAAUAUGCCGCGUCCCGAUGGAUAUGCAACGACGCGACAGAGCUUGCCAAGGCAGAUGGCACGAUGAAGGAGUAUUGCGCGACCGGACAGGCUGCCUCGGGUGCAUCCGAAUGGACCGAGGCCGGUGGCUUGCGACACCUAUACAUUGACACCGAGUACCCAACUAGUGCUUCGGUCAAUUACGACCCUGACCGCAAAGUAGGAAUCAUUACAGGACUUUACGCAAAAGGAAUACUUGUCUGGAGAGAUUGA